AUGCUUGACUGGUUAUUAUCCCAGUUCGACACGUUCGACUAUUUUAUCCUGGUCCUGCUGGGGAUUGGAUUAGUGUUUUUUCACUAUCGUAUGAACAAUACGGGCACGAAUUACAAUGCCCCCAAAUCCACCCCAGUCGCCCCUACCCGCACAGAACGAGACACCAGUUUCAUCUCAAAAAUGAAAGCGGAAGGACGACAGGUUUUAAUAAUUUACGGCUCUCAAACAGGAACAGCUGAAGAAUUGUCGGGCCGUUUGGCUAAGGAUUUCCAUCGCUACAAGCAAAAAGCCACCGUCCUCGACCCGGAAGAGAUGGAGGUUGAUGACUUAGCUCGGUUACCUGAGGUUGAUGGCAUACUCGUCAUUCUCUGCAUGGCCACUUACGGAGAGGGAGACCCUACCGAUAAUGCUCAACAGCUCUACGAAUUCAUUAAAAAUACUGAGGCGGAUUUGAAGGGCGUUAGAUACGCUGUGUUUGGCUUGGGGAACAAGACUUAUGAACAUUACAAUGAAGUUGGAAAGGUCUUUGACACGCGGCUUGAAGAGCUGGGGGCUGAACGCGCCUAUCAGCUCGGCCUUGGCGAUGAUGAUGCCAAUUUGGAGGAGGAUUUUAUGCGUUGGCGCGAGGCAUUCUUGCCCCACGUUGCCCAGGUCUAUGGCUGGGAUUUGGACCUUGAUGCGGAGGCUCAACGACAGUACCGGCUUGAACUGCUCCCCGCUGAUGGCCCGACGACUCUUUUCAAGGGUGAAUACGGCCGUCUGGGUGCGUUCGAGAAACAGCGCCCGCCGUUCGACCUCAAGAACCCGUACCUGGCAACAAUCCAGGAAAACAGGGAAUUGCACACCGAAAAGAGCGAUCGGUCUUGCAGACAUAUUUCGUUGGAGCUUGAAGGAUCCCGAAUCCGCUAUGAAACUGGAGACCAUGUUGCCAUCUUCCCGACCAAUGAUACUAACCUUGUUGAAGUUGUGCUCGAGCGUCUUGAUGUUGAUCCUGAACAGGCAUUCCGUCUGAUCAACACUGACGAGGAUUCGAGCAAGAGGAAUCCUUUCCCGUGUCCGACUACAGUACGAACGGCUGUUACUCAUUACGUCGAUAUCUGCUCACCUCUGAAAUCUCACGUUCUAAAGGCUUUAUCAGAAGCCUGCAGCGAUGAAAAUGAAAAAGAGCGCUUGAAGCUGCUCGGAACUCCGUCAGAAGAAGGAUUGAAAGAAUAUGCUCAAUAUAUCGCCCGAGGUCGCCGAUCGCUAGUAGAUGUUCUUCGAGCAUUUCCUAGCUGUCGCCCCAGCUUUGACUACUUGCUGGAGUUGCUGCCACGUCUUCAGGCUCGUUACUACUCUAUCGCAUCCUCUCCAAAAUACGUUGAUGCUCAAAUCCAUGUUACCGCGGUUGUUACCGAGUAUGACCUCACUGACGAGCACGACACUCGUCAUAUCAAGGGUGUCUGCACAAAUUGGCUAAAAACUCGGGCAGCCAAGCAAACAGUACCAAUCUUCGUCCGAAAAUCCCAGAUGAGACUCCCCUACAAGCCGACCACUCCCGUCAUCCUGAUUGGACCGGGGACCGGAUUCGCGCCGUUCCGCGGUUUCAUCCAAGAGAGACAGUUCCACAAAGAUCAAGGCAAAGAGAUCGGCCCUCUUAUGCUGUUCUUUGGCUGCAGGGACCCGGAAAAGGAUUUCAUCUAUCGGGAUGAAUUGGAGAAAUACAAGGCCGACAAUGUCGUAACAGACCUAAACGUCGCUUUCUCCCGUAUCCCGAACCAACCAAAAGUCUACGUCCAGCACUUGAUGUGGGAAAAACGAGAGGAAAUUUGGGCCAUACUUUCCAAGGACGCAAAUGUCUACGUUUGCGGUGAUGCAAGAAAUAUGGCCAAAGACGUGCAAGCCUGCCUACUUCGCAUUAUCAGAGAGGUCGGAGGUCUUGAAGAAGAAGCAGCAACCAAAUUCUUCAAAGACCUCGAACGACAACGCCGCUACCAGGCCGACGUCUGGAGC
Mesorhabditis spiculigera is the source of this 1992-nucleotide messenger RNA. NCBI's taxonomy places the organism in Eukaryota, Metazoa, Nematoda, Chromadorea, Rhabditida, Rhabditidae. The record is from the annotation of a GenBank genome assembly.